Molecule: messenger RNA, 1763 nt
Organism: Lindgomyces ingoldianus
Lineage: Eukaryota; Fungi; Ascomycota; Dothideomycetes; Pleosporales; Lindgomycetaceae
Exons: 2
Coding region: 464-1639 (391 amino acids)
Source: RefSeq, a predicted model, not a curated record
CCCUUUCCAAGAGAUUCAGCCACCCCGGCUUCUAUCACGGGCCUAGCGCCAAGCCCGCCCCCGAAACAAGCACGCCUCCAAAUUGCCAUCUUCCAAACCUCAUCUGCGCCAUCAGUCGAGCAUCAAACUAAUGCCACCAACCACUUCCCAGCGCUUCGCGAAGUCGGGUCUGAUGAAAAACGGUAAGCCUUCGGAAAGUAUCCACGGAAAUAUCUUGGCUGUUUAGCCUUUGUGAACCAAUGUUUGAUCUCCAAUAAUGGAUAUGGAGUUGCCAGGAUGGGGUGAUGCAGUCGUCCUGAUGUACAUCUCUUCUCCACCUCUCAUCACUGUCUUCUCUACCUCCAUCUCUUGUCCUUUCGUUGUCGUUGUCCGUGUCGUGUUGAUUUUUUCGUGCAUCUUCGGCCGGUCCGCAAUUCACUUCUUGUCCCAUAAUUUCUACUGCUAGCCACAAGCUCUUUUCAUCAUGUAUAUAUUGCCCUUGGUUUCUCUCUUUGCGGUUGCACUCGCUUUCCCCCAGAGGCGGAAGGGGAAUGGAGGGGGCGCCCAGAGGGCUACGGCCCAGCAACAAGCAGCACAGAUUCCUGGAGGAAUUUCCAAGGCCACAGAUGGCUCAACUAUUGUUGAUGACACCGUCAACGUGAAUGGUCUCCCAAUCCGCUUCAAGGUCUCCGCCCCAGCAGACCAAUUCCUCACAACAACCGGUGUAACCGGCGCUGCCGCAACUUCCCCCAACGGUACCAUGGGCGUCAAUGUCCUCCUCCACGGUGACGGCGGACAAUCCUUCUUCGACUUCCCCAACCAGGCUGUGCAAGCCAACACAAUGGGUGUCGCCCUCCUCGCCCCAGACCCAAACCUCUUCUGGGGCGGCGGAUCCGGCCUUCAACGCACAGACGGCGUCGCCCACGCCCAAGCCGUCAACGACUUUGUCCAGCAGAUGCUCCCGCAAAUGGUUGCCUUUGACAACAGCAAGGUCUUCUUCACAGGCGUGUCCGGCGGUUCGCUCUUGAUGUCCGGAUUCUUCAUCCCCGCUCAAAUGCAGAACUUCGCAAACUCUGGUGUGAUGUUAAAUUGCGGGGGUAUGCCGCCUCAAGUCAAUGUUGUGGACCCUGCUGCGGUAGCCAACACUACAAUUCAUUUCCAAUCAACCCAGAGCGAAUUGAAGUUGUUGCAGGGCAGUAUCCCACAGGCUGUGACCGCGUAUGAGCAAAUUGCGUCUCAGCAAGGCCUCAACACCGACCAAAUCAAUGCCCUGCAAACCGUCGACAACAGCCCCACAGGAGGACACUGCGAAUUUGACGGCAAGGAUUUCGUCUCUGGUGUACAGGUCAUGGCGAAUGCUUAUUCAAAUGUGAUCCAGGCUGGCGGUGAUGGCAAUGUGCAAGGCCUUGGUGCUCCGAGCAACGGGCAAGUGAAGACAGGUGUAGUUGGAAAUGAGCAGUUGAAGUUUGUUGGCGGGCAGAAGAGAUGGGUUGUUCCGAGUGACAAGAGAUGGGUGGUGCCGAACGACAAGUGGGUUGUCCCCAGUGAUAAGUGGGUUGUCCCGAAUGACAAGUGGGUUGUUCCAAAUGAUAAGUGGGUUGUGCCAAACGAUAAAUGGGUGGUACCAAGCGAUAAAUGGGUUGUUACUGAAGACCCUUGAAUGAGAGGUUGUAAGGUUAGGGUAGAUUGAGCGAUAUGACAGAGGUGGGGGCGGGAGAGAUGAUAAACGCAGGAUUACUAUCUCCACGAACCACGAAUGCAAUGAAUAUUGAUCAGAUACAAGG